AGUCACUGCUCCCAAAAACUUUCCUCAUCAUCACUCUCUUUGUUUUUCUUCUUUUUCUCUCUAUAAUACUUUUCCUCUGCUCCUCCUCACACUUCUCUCCUUCUUCGCCAUCUUCUCCUUCUUCUUCUUAACUCCAUCAAUGGCGGACUCAGAACCUCAACUCAACCAUGCAACUCACAAUCCAAGUAAGUACUACUACAACCACUUCUUGUUCAAAGCUCUAAUCGUUACACUUUUCCUGGUUCUGCUCCCUCUUUUCCCUUCACAACCCCCUCCCGACUCCAUCAACCAAUCUCUCCACACCAGAAGCUGGGAAAUCCUCCAGCUCAUCUUCGUCGGGAUCGCCGUCUCUUACGGCCUGUUUAGCCGGAAAAGCGACGAGAUAGACAAGGAAAAUAAUGGGUUUGCAACAACAAAGUUUGAUAAUGCCCAGUCCUAUGUUUCUAGAUUGCUUCAGGUUUCAUCUGUUUUUGAUGAUGAGUCUGAGGAUGGCUCUGUGUUCGAUGAUCAUGACAGUAGUAGCGAUAAUAAAGUUAUGCAGACAUGGAAUAAUCAGUACCGUAGGGGUGAAGCAGUUGUAGUUGUGGCUAAAGAUGGUGUUGAAGAACAGACUGUUAAGAGUUCAAAAGUGGGCGAGAAGCCCCUUCUUUUGCCUGUUAGGAGCUUGAAAUCGAGAGUUGCAGAGGCUGAUGAUGAUUUAAAGGAAGAGGCAAAGAUGAAAUCUGGUUCGAAGCGAUUUUGGAGCAAAUCAAUGGAGGAUAAUAAUAAUAAGGGAGAGGAGAAUUUGGUUCUUCCUUCUCCAAUCCCUUGGAGAUCAAGAUCAGGGAGAAUGGAGAUGAAGGAAGAAUCUAAACUGUUUUCUUCUUCAUCUUCAUCAAUGGCGGAGGACCCUGAAUUUAACAAGUUAGAGCCAAGGUCCUUCAGGUCUCAAUCAUUUACCAGACCUAACUCCACCUCCCCUUCACCAUCCCCUUCACCGGAAUCCUCCCAGCAGCUGAGGAUUCUUGAAGAGAUGGCGAGAAAGACGAAGACGACUCCCGCUCCUCCCCCGCCGCCUCCCCAUUAUUUCCUCGGCAAGUCGUCGUCGAUGAAAUCAAGCGCGCUAGCCGCCAAGAAGAAGGAAGAUUAUGGGUCUUCUUCAGAGAAGGAGCUGCGGCGAAGCGUUAGGAGUGUCCCGGCGGAAAUACCAAUACCCGACGAGGUGAAAGGUGAAGAAGCUGCCGGGAAAUCUGCAAGAACAUUAUCAUUUACUCCGUUCAACGGGCGAGGCAGGUCAUAUGCCAUUGCAAAAGCCAAAGAAAAUUUUGUGAAGAAAGAAGGCGAAGGGGAAGGCGAAGAGUCAGAGAUGGAAGACGAAGAUGAUUUCUUCGACGAGAAUAUGGUGGCAGAAAAUGGUAGUGAAUAUAACAGUAGUGGAGAUGGAGGGCCGCCGGAUGUUGAUAAGAAAGCUGACGAGUUUAUAGCCAAAUUUAGAGAGCAGAUCAGACUGCAGAGGAUUGAAUCUAUCCGGCGAUCGGCCGGCCAGACUGCAGCGGCUAGAAACCAGCUUGUAAGAUGAGCUGAGGAGGGCAGGCCGGCCUUCUGGGAGUUUAUCAAUUCUGCGUUUUCUUUUUUUCUUUUCAAUCCCAUUAUAUUAUGCAUUAGAGAAAGCUUUCUUUUGUUUGUGAUCAAUCAUGUUCCCAAAUUUUAUGGUAUACUAUACAGGUUAAGGUUUUUAUUUGUAAUGUAUCACUGCUUCUUGUUU
This is a messenger RNA of Ipomoea nil (Japanese morning glory), 1744 nucleotides long. Its product is annotated as MAP7 domain-containing protein 1-like. Bases 140 to 1558 code for a protein of 472 amino acids. The record is from RefSeq and is a predicted model, not a curated record. The transcript is spliced from 2 exons. Lineage: Eukaryota; Viridiplantae; Streptophyta; Magnoliopsida; Solanales; Convolvulaceae.